UCUUUUACAAAAUGGCAAAAACCAAGAGAAAGAAUAAAAAUAAAAAAAAUAGAGAAGAGUCUAAACCUUAUUCUAAUAAUCCUCAAUCAAAUAAUAAUUCCUCUAAAGUUUCAAGUGAUCUUCCUAAACAAAUUACUAAUUCCAAUAACGAAAAAAUUAAUAUUUCAAUAUCUACUCAAACUGAUGAUAAAAAAAAUAUUUCAAUUGCUACUCAGACUGAUGAUAUUAUUUCAAUUACAAAAGAUACAAUAAAUAAUAAUGAUAAUAAUAAUUAUUCAAAUAUAAAUACAGAUAUUUUUCUUGUUCCAAAAGCUCCAAAACUUCCUAAAACCUUUAAAGAAAAAGAGUCUACACGUAGAUUAAUUGUUGUUUUAGAUAAAGCGUGCUUAGAAACUUGUAAAGUAACUAAUUCUAAUAGAUCUUCACAUUAUCAAUUAUUGAAUUGUGAUGAUCAAAAAUCUAUAAAAAAAUUAGGAUCCGAUCCAACAACUUAUAGACCAGAUAUAACACAUCAGUGCUUAAUGGCUUUGUUAGAUAGUCCUUUAAAUAAAGCUGGGUUGAUGCAAAUUUAUAUUCAUACAACUAAAAAUGUCUUAAUUGAGGUCAAUCCUCAUGUUAGAAUACCAAGAACGUUCAAACGUUUUUCAGGGUUGAUGGUACAACUCCUACAUAAAUUAAGUAUUCAUUCUGUGGAUGGAAACGAAAAGUUAUUACGAGUGAUAAAAAAUCCAAUAACAAAUUAUCUUCCCACAAGCUGUGUUAAAUUAGCACUUUCAUAUGAUGCUCAACCUGUUCGUCUUUCUCGAUAUUUACCAACAAUACCUCCUGAUCAAUCGAUUUGUAUUGCUAUUGGAGCUAUGGCUCACGGCACGGAUAAUUUUGCUGAUGAUUGGGUAGAUGAGAAAAUUGGAAUUUCUCAAUAUCCUCUUUCAGCAGCUGUUGCUUGUUCAAAAUUUUGUUGUGAAUUAGAAUCUUUUUGGGGGAUUUGGUAAAGAUUACUUGUAAAUUUUUUAUACAUGAUAUGUCAAAAAAUAAUAAAAAAAAACUUUUUUUCCAAUGAAAAGUUGGUUUAUAAUUAUUAAUUAUAAUAAG
Molecule: messenger RNA, 1092 nt
Organism: Rhizophagus irregularis DAOM 181602=DAOM 197198
Lineage: Eukaryota; Fungi; Glomeromycota; Glomeromycetes; Glomerales; Glomeraceae
Product: Ribosomal RNA small subunit methyltransferase mra1
Biological process (GO): rRNA base methylation
Cellular component (GO): nucleolus; small-subunit processome
Molecular function (GO): rRNA (pseudouridine) methyltransferase activity; rRNA binding
Source: RefSeq, a predicted model, not a curated record